Mixia osmundae IAM 14324 is the source of this 489-nucleotide messenger RNA. RefSeq lists its product as uncharacterized. The record is from RefSeq and is a predicted model, not a curated record. The coding region runs from base 1 to 489 and encodes 162 amino acids. Lineage: Eukaryota; Fungi; Basidiomycota; Mixiomycetes; Mixiales; Mixiaceae. The transcript has 2 exons.
AUGGAUCUCCACAACCCAGACCAGCCUAUGCUGUCCCCCGUAAAAGCGACUCAGGAUGGCUCGGCUCGCAUGCCGACAGCUCAGUGGCGCGCGUUUCAAGCAGCCACUGCUGCCAAUGCUGAGUGUGAAGCCUUCGGCAUACGCUACCAAGGACUGAAACGACAAUUCGACGAACAACAGCAGCGCUUGACCGAGCUAGGUGACAGAGUGCGCAACGCAAGCAACGCAUACGACGACGCGGUGGCGAAACGAGAACGAUGCUGUCAAGUUUAUCUUGAUCUCAGUACGGCUACCGUGAGUCAUCUGCGAGGUCGAAUUCAAUCAAUGCCCAGUCCAUCGACCAUAUCAAGCGCACGAGAUCUUCAGACCGGACAGCAGCCUCAACUUCACGCAUCGGACGAGGCCAUCGUCCAGGAGCCCGAAGCCCUUCCUAUCCGCACAGGACGUAUGCAAACACAAGUACUCAAUCAAGCUCCCUUGCUGCUAUAG